Messenger RNA from Annulohypoxylon truncatum, 459 nucleotides. RefSeq lists its product as uncharacterized. The record is from RefSeq and is a predicted model, not a curated record. The coding region runs from base 1 to 459 and encodes 152 amino acids. Lineage: Eukaryota; Fungi; Ascomycota; Sordariomycetes; Xylariales; Hypoxylaceae. The transcript has a single exon.
AUGCGCUCCUCCACCCCCCUCUUCAUUCUCUCCGCGACUAGCACCCUCGCCGCACUAACCCCAACCUGGGCCAAACUUGCCCUCUCCCUGAACCUCAUGGAAGCCAACCUGAACACGGACCGCAGCCGCAUCGACAAGCACUACAUCGACGCGAGCAAGCGGGCCGCCGACAACAAUGCCCUGAACACCACGCAGGGCGUUGUCGCCGACGCCCUUCUGACCAAACUGAUGGCGGCGAACGCUAUGCAGAUCAAGGCCUUGAGCGACCUGCGCAGUUACUUGUUCUACCCGGAAUCGAACCCGGAGGAAUACUACGGGGCGGCUAAACGGGGGGUGGAGAGUAUUGAUUUCGGGUUGCCGGAGGGUUUGUUAGAGACGCAGGGUGUGUUUAAUGACAAAGAUGAGGUGAGGGCUGUUAGUGAUAUUCCCGGGUGUGCUACUUGCGUUGUUGAUUGGUGA